GGGAGGCGGGACUGGGGCUGCCUGCGGGAGUCGCCGCCGCCGCCGCCGCGGAGGAGGAGGAGGUGGUGGAGGAGGUGGCUGCCGCGGCCGCCGAGGAGUCCCUUGCUGAAGGCGGACCGCGGGGCGGCGGGUGGCGCGCGCGCGCCCGAGAGGCGGCUGUUGGAGAAGUGGAGCGGCGGUCGCGGGGGGAGGAGGAGGAGGGACUGAGCGGCGGCGGCCCCCGCGUCCCGGUGCCUCUAUGGGGAAAGCAGACAAUGGAUUAUGAUUUCAAGGCGAAGCUGGCGGCGGAGCGGGAGCGGGUGGAGGAUUUGUUUGAGUACGAAGGGUGCAAAGUGGGACGCGGCACCUACGGGCACGUCUACAAGGCGAGGCGGAAAGAUGGAAAAGAUGAAAAGGAAUAUGCAUUGAAGCAAAUUGAAGGCACAGGAAUAUCCAUGUCGGCUUGUAGAGAGAUUGCACUUUUGCGAGAAUUGAAGCACCCUAACGUGAUCGCCUUGCAGAAGGUGUUCCUUUCUCACAGUGACAGGAAGGUGUGGCUGCUCUUUGAUUAUGCAGAACAUGAUUUGUGGCAUAUUAUUAAGUUUCACCGUGCAUCAAAAGCAAAUAAAAAGCCCAUGCAGUUGCCAAGAUCUAUGGUUAAAUCAUUACUUUACCAGAUUCUUGAUGGUAUCCAUUACCUCCAUGCAAAUUGGGUGCUUCACAGAGAUCUGAAACCAGCAAAUAUCCUAGUAAUGGGAGAAGGUCCUGAAAGGGGGAGAGUCAAAAUAGCUGACAUGGGUUUUGCCAGAUUAUUCAAUUCUCCUCUAAAGCCACUGGCAGAUUUGGAUCCAGUAGUUGUGACUUUUUGGUAUCGGGCUCCCGAACUUCUGCUUGGUGCAAGGCAUUAUACAAAGGCCAUUGAUAUAUGGGCAAUAGGUUGCAUAUUCGCUGAAUUGUUGACUUCAGAACCUAUUUUUCACUGUCGUCAGGAAGAUAUAAAAACAAGCAAUCCCUUUCAUCAUGAUCAACUAGAUCGGAUAUUUAGUGUCAUGGGGUUUCCUGCAGAUAAAGAUUGGGAAGAUAUUAGAAAGAUGCCAGAAUACCCCACACUUCAGAAAGACUUUAGAAGAACAACGUACGCCAACAGUAGCCUCAUAAAGUACAUGGAGAAACACAAGGUCAAACCUGACAGCAAAGUGUUCCUCCUGCUUCAGAAACUCCUUACUAUGGAUCCAACCAAGAGAAUUACCUCGGAGCAGGCUCUGCAGGAUCCCUAUUUUCAGGAGGACCCCUUGCCAACAUUAGAUGUGUUUGCUGGCUGCCAGAUUCCAUACCCCAAACGAGAAUUCCUUAAUGAAGAUGAACCUGAAGAGAAAGGUGACAAGAAUCAGCAGCAGCAGCAGAACCAACAUCAGCAGCCCACAGCGCCCCCGCAGCAGGCGGCGGCCCCCGCGCAGGCUCCCCCGCCGCAGCAGAACAGCACCCAGACCAACGGGACUGCCGGCGGGACGGGGGCCGGCGCCGGGGCUGCGGGGGCCGGCCUGCAGCACAGUCAGGACUCGGGCCUCAAUCAGGUGCCUCCGAACAAGAAGCCCCGCCUGGGGCCCUCGGGCGCAAACUCGGGCGGGCCUGUUAUGCCGUCAGAUUAUCAGCACUCCAGUUCGCGCCUGAAUUACCAAAGCAGUGUUCAGGGAUCCUCUCAGUCCCAGAGCACACUCGGCUACUCGUCCUCCUCCCAGCAGAGCGCACAGUACCACCCGUCUCACCAGGGCCACCGCUACUGACCGCCGCAGCCCAGAGCACAGACUCCAGCAAUAUGAUGUCCGCAUUGAAAAGAACCAAAAAAUGCAAACAAUGAUGCCGUUUAAAACUCAUCCACUUAGGAGGAAGACUCCAUCCUGAGCAUUUUGCAGGACUGACUGAUGUCUCUUCUUUAUGGGCCUAAAGAAGAUUUUUGUGAAGUUUCCCCAACACCCUUUCCCUGCAUGUGUUCCAUUGUGACUUUGAUCCAGAGUCUGAUCUAAUCCCAGCACUUAACUUCUGUAACCUUCAGCAUUUUUUGGAAGGAUUUCCUGGUGCACCUUUCUCAUGCUGUAGCAAUCACUAUGGUUUAUCUUUUCAAAGCUCUUUUAAUAGGAUUUUAAUGUUUUAGACACAGGACUCCAGUGGUGUAUAGUUUUAUACUUCAUGAACUGAUCUAGCAACACAGGUAAAAAUGCACCUUUUAAAGCACUACGUUGUUUUCACAGAAUAUGACUGUUUUGCUCAUGGAAGUCUUAAGCAGAAAUUGUUACUGUCCCAAAGUACUUUACUAUUACGUUUUUAUUUAUCUAGUUUCAGGGAAGGUCUAAAAAAAGACAAAUGGUGGGACAGAGGGAACUUACAACCAAAAACAGCCUAGAUCUUUGCAGUUACUCUGCUUUAUGCUACGGAGAACCGAAGUAUGUGCCAGUUUUUAUAUGAUCAGUCAUUCACAUGGAACGUAGUUCCCAGAAUCACCUUGCUCUGAAGAGUAUUCAGUACUUAGGAAUUCUCGUUUUAACCUUCGUGUAGCUAAGUCUACCUUAAAAAGGGUUUCAAGAGCUUUGAUGAACUGCAGCCCUCUGGUGCCCCACACCAGAAAGCAGAAGAGAGUAUUAACUGCACUAGGGUUUCUUUAAGGAGUAAUGUUGAUCAAAGGAUGUGUUACUUACCUUUGAAGGAAAAGCUUUUAGUGUGUAUUGUAUAUAAAGUUGGCUUCUCUAAAGAACUGUUGGUUUCUUCACGUUGGGGUUAGCUUGAGUAACUUUCUUACAUAAUCAAGAGUACUCAAAUAGAAGCCUGCAAAUUAAUUUGGAAAUUAAUCUGCUUUUAAAAUAAAGAGCAGCAUUCUGCAUUCAUAUUUGCAUUAGACAUAGAGUGACUAUUUUUAAAGCAUGUUAAAAAUUUAGGUUUUAUUCAUGUUUCAAGUAUGUAUUAUGUAUGCAUAAUUUUGCUGUUGUUACUGAAACUUAGUUCUAUCAAGAAUCUUUUCAUUGCACUGAAUGCUUUCUUUGCCCCUAGGAGAAAAGUUAAUAAUUGUGCCUAAAAAACUAUGGGCAGGUAGUAUACACGACUAUACUAGAUAAAGUGCAUAUUUGCAUUUCCACGAUCUAUGAAUUAGAGGCUGAGUUCUUUCUUAGCCGGUGAAAGGAGCCCCUCACUCCCCAGAAUCACAGGAAAUGUAAAGACUUAGACCUCCCAUUGUAGUGUAAGGGCAAGAAAUUUGUGUUCUUCUGAAUGCUGCCAGCAGCACCAGCCUUGUUUUAAAUGUUUUCUUGAGCUAGAAGAAAUAGCUGAUUGUUGUAUAUGCAAGUUAUAUGCAUUUUUUUAAAACUAUUCUUUGUGAACUUAUCUACCUGGUUAUGAUACUCUGGGUCCAUACACAAGCAAAAUAAGAUUUUAGACAGAAGCCAGUAUACAUUUUGCACUAUUAAUGUGAUACUGUAGCCAGCAAGGACCUUACUGAUCUCAGCAUAAUAAUGCUUAUUAAUAAUAAAAGCUAUAUAGUGACACUCAUGAACAUCGAAGAUGAAACAGUCGGCAUUGCUCCAUUGGAAGGAAUUUCUGAUCGUCUCAAUGGUAAUUCACCCCUUCCGUUUUUUUUUUUUUUAAUGGGAAAUUAAUAGCCCUUUGCAUAACGUAGCUACCUGUAUAAAGUUCUAUCCUGUGCCCUGAAGCCUCACUGUCCGGAGUUAUGGGUCAUCAGAUGCUCCCUGCACCCUCACCACGUGCCCAGUGCCAGGCUGGCCGGAAGACUCAAAGGGCAAGACACACUUCCUGUCCUUAAGGAGCUUAGGAUCCAUUCCAUUGACCGUAAGUUCUCCUGGGAUGAGAGGAGUGGCUUAUAAGAGUAUGAAGGUCCUUUUGUUUACUUCUAAACUCACUUGGAUAGACUUACUAUUCCAAAUUCUGCCGUGUGAGAAACAGUGUUAUCCAGAGGUUUCUAUCUACCUUAGAGAAAGCCAGUGAUUAACUAUCACAACAGGCAUUAGUGUGGAUCUGAAAUGUUCACAGCAGCCUUCAGCAACAGUUGGGUGACCCUGAUAAGCAGAACGCACUCCUUAAGUGGUUGUGGGAAAUUACAAUGAAAACAGAAGCUCUGUUGCUGCCCUUGGGGGGCACUUACAUUUAAUAAAAGGGAAGCUCACCUACGUGCAUAGACCAAAAUACCAUGCCCCUGAAUACUUUAUAAGCAACUUUGAUACGCUAUUUUUGUGAUAUGUGCUUAUAUAAUCACAGAACUACCCUGCUUUCCUUGCAGAUAGCUAAUGUUAUUGGCAGAACUGAUAGAGAAACCAUGAGGGGAUUUCAUCCGUUUUUCCUAGUCCACAGUGUUCUCCAGGAUACAGCCAGAUAUCCCCAUUAUUCUGGUCACUGUGCUGGUACUGGCCCUUUUCUUCUUGUUCUUGCCUCGGAGUUGGGGAUGCCCAGUUGGGCCCAGCACCCUUGAAAUAAUUUUGGCUCAUGAUUCCCUUUUCCCUGUGAAGGGGAACAAAGCCUUUAACCUUCUUUUGGACCCUAAACUGUGGGACCUUGAGGGAGAUCUGUGAAGCUUUUUGAGGUUAAACUUUACCUUUGUGGUCCCCAGAUGACCUCAUUCCUCUCUGAAAACAUAUUACUGUCUUGUUCCCUGAGAAUGCAGGAAGGGCCCCCACCCCCCUCAGCCCAUGAGAACACCCAAACCAAGGGAGGUUAUUUGAAAGGAAGGAAGGAAUACAAGUGAAUGUUCUCUACCCUCCAUAUUACAAAUCAGUUUUUGAAUUAGCUUUCUGGUGAGGUGUGUGUUUGGGAAAAGGGAUUCUAGAGUUUCAGGGGAGCUGAGCUCAAGGGGAAGGUAGCCUGGUGGCAGGGCUGUUACUAUGAGGCUGAAGCAAUCCUUGUGAUAAAAGUAGAUCGUGUAGUAACUUAUGAAAACCAAGGGCAUGUAUAUUUUUAUAUCUGUGUGGUUUUAAAACUUUAGUACUUAGAACUUUGGCCUUCUGCACUACUCUUUCACUCUUCUAAACCUAAUUUACAUUGAAGAAUGGAAAGGGACGACGUUUACCUACAUGUUCACUGCCUCACUCCUGGUGAAGCAACUGCUGGGUGUAUACCUCUGAAAUGAUGCUGUUUUCUCUGCUCAAGGGAAAAGGAAACAUCGUCGGACAGUAAGAUUUGCAGCUUAAUCUGCUUUGAAUAAAAUGAUGUGGCAGAAACUAUACAAUGAAGGAAGAAUUCUAUGAAAAUUGCAAAUCCUGAACUCUCUGGUGAUAUCUUUCUAGGGAGUGGAGAAAGGCAAUAAAAUAGCAGUUAACCUAAAGGAGGCUCGAAGGAUUCAAGUAUAAGUAAUAUUUUAUAUCAAACAUAGCAGUUUAGGCCCCCAUCAUCUUCAAGAGUAGUCACAGAUAUCAUAUAAAGCAAUGUUCAUUGUUUUAGGAUUUUUAAAAAAAUGUGUUGUACCUAAGGCCAUACCUACUCUUCUAUGCUAUCACUGCAAAGGAGUGAUAUGUAUGUAUUAUAUGAAAAAAACCCUUAAUGCACUGUUAUCUCCUAAAUAUUUAGUAAAUUAAUACUAUUUAAUUUUUUUAAAGAUUUGUCUGUGUAGACACUAAAAGUAUUACACAAAAUCUGGACUGAAGAUGUCCUUUUUAACAACAAUUUAAAGUACUUUUUAUAUAUGUUAUGUAGUAUAUCCUUUCUAAACUGCCUAGUUUGUAAUUCCCAUAAUUCCUGUUUGUGGAGUGUACCUGUCUUUGUCUCUUCUUUCAGCCAUUUUCUGCACGCACCCCUCUUUCUAUGAUGAUAGAGAUGACCGUGUAUGCUUCCCACACUCUGGCGCAAGGUGUGCGCUCAGAGCCGGCUGCCCCUCAGCAAGGCACGCUCCGUGGGGGGUAGGAGAGCAGCCACUUUGGAGCCUGAGUGUUUCCCCGCCUUUGAGUUGUCCUGACAUUCUUCUUGAAGUGACUGUUAAAACUAAAAUAAAUUACAUUGCAUUUAUUUUAUAUUCUUGGUUGUAAUAAAAUUUAAUUGAC
Messenger RNA from Zalophus californianus (California sea lion), 6011 nucleotides. It is a transcript of the gene CDK19, whose product is annotated as cyclin dependent kinase 19. Gene Ontology annotation, molecular function: RNA polymerase II CTD heptapeptide repeat kinase activity; ATP binding; cyclin-dependent protein serine/threonine kinase activity. The transcript is spliced from 13 exons. NCBI's taxonomy places the organism in Eukaryota, Metazoa, Chordata, Mammalia, Carnivora, Otariidae. The coding region runs from base 255 to 1763 and encodes 502 amino acids. Gene Ontology annotation, cellular component: nucleus; cytosol; mediator complex. Gene Ontology annotation, biological process: protein phosphorylation. The record is from RefSeq and is a predicted model, not a curated record.